This is a messenger RNA of Dryobates pubescens (Downy woodpecker), 1845 nucleotides long. It is a transcript of the gene PM20D2, whose product is annotated as peptidase M20 domain containing 2. Bases 86 to 1423 code for a protein of 445 amino acids. Gene Ontology annotation, molecular function: dipeptidase activity. The record is from RefSeq and is a predicted model, not a curated record. NCBI's taxonomy places the organism in Eukaryota, Metazoa, Chordata, Aves, Piciformes, Picidae. The transcript has 7 exons.
GGAGAGGCGGCCGCGCUGGUGGGUGGGUGGGUGAGGGCGGUUGUUGCGUGGGCAGGUGCCGCUGGGGCCACCUGUGCCCUCCCUGAUGAGGCCGCAGGAGCCGCCGCAGGGCGGUCCCGCCGUCACGCUGGAGGCGCUGAAGCAGCGGGCGUGCGAGAGCGUGGAGCUGAACGCGGCGCGGCUGGGCGGGCUGAGCCGUGACAUCUGGAGCCGGCCCGAGCUGGCUUACGAGGAGCACCAGGCGCACGACACCAUGACCCGCUUCUUCUCCAGCGGGGAGCUGCCGGGCUCCUCCUGGGCCGUGCAACCGCGCUACAAGCUGGGCACCGCGUUCCGCGCCGAGUGGGGCACGGCCUCCCCCCAGGGCCCCCGCCCGCUCCGUAUCGCCUUCCUUUGCGAGUACGACGCUUUGCCCGGCAUCGGCCACGCCUGUGGGCACAAUCUCAUCGCCGAGGUGGGAGCCGGCGCCGCGCUGGGGCUGAAGGCCGCCCUGGAGAGCCUGCCGCAGCCGCCGCCUGUUGCCGUCCAGGUCACGGUGCUAGGGACGCCUGCGGAAGAGCAAGGAGGAGGCAAAAUAGACCUGAUAAAGGCUGGAGCGUUUGAGGGCCUGGAUGUGGUUUUUAUGGCACACCCCUCGCAAGAAAACGCCGCGUACCUGCCCGAUGUGGCCGAGCACGAUGUGACUGUGAAAUACUAUGGAAAAGCUUCUCAUGCUGCUGCUUAUCCUUGGGAAGGAGUUAAUGCAUUAGAUGCUGCUGUUCUUGCAUACAACAAUCUGUCUGUUUUAAGACAGCAAAUGAAACCGACCUGGAGAGCUCAUGGUGUGAUAAAAAAUGGUGGUGUGAAACCUAACAUCAUUCCUUCUUACACUGAACUUGAGUUUUACUUGCGUGCCCCUUCAAUGAAAGAUCUCUCUGUUCUGACAGAGAAGGUUGAGAACUGCUUCAAAUCUGCAGCACUGGCCACAGGAUGCAAAGUGGAGAUAAAAGGUGGGGAAAAUGAUUACUACAAUGUACUUCCAAAUAAAAGCCUGCAGAGAGCUUACAAGGAGAAUGGAAAGAAGCUUGGGAUAGAAUUCAUAUCGGACGACUGCAUCUUGAACGGUUUGUCAGGUUCCACAGACUUUGGAAAUGUCACAUUUGUAGUCCCUGGGCUUCAUCCUUAUUUUUAUAUUGGCUCUGAAGCAUUGAAUCAUACUGAGCAGUACACAGAAGCUGCAGGGUCCCAGAAGGCUCAGUUCUAUGCUUUACGCACAGCUAAAGCUUUGGCUAUGACAGCCCUGGAUGUCAUUUUUAAGCCAGACCUGCUAGAAGAGGUCAGAGAAGAUUUCAGACAGGUGAAGCUAAAAGAAGAGGGGCAAAUAAAUCCUGUAGACCCUAACAAGGAAUCUGGCAUUGGCACAGGAUCCUGUGCAUCGUGCUAAACUUGAUUAAACUUCUCUCAGUAGGAUCAACUUAAUGGAGAUGCUGUAUUCAUGUCCCAGAAGGAAUUGGAUAAACACAGCUGAAGAAAUGUUUAUUUUCUUUAUUAUUCUUUGUUGGACUUCAGGAAAUGAAAAUAGUUUUGUUGCUUUCAAAAAUGUGAAAUUUAGUCCUGCUGCAAUAUUUGCCGUAUUCAAAGUGGGGAUGAACUCCAGAGAGGCAUCUCAGAUAGGUUGGGUUUAAGUUGCAGUGUUGAAUAAAUGCUAGUGUUUAGAUCCUUUGUCAGUGAUCUCUUUUUCUGUGCCUGGCUUUGACAAUAUUAGCUGCUUAGUCAUGAAAGAGAACUGUUUGUGUGGACAUGUGAUUUGUACAGGCUGAUUGUCCUGAAAUGCAUUCACCUUCCUCCUAAUACAUUUUGGACUUG